AAAAAACUUGCGGAGAUUGAUUAAUAAAGUAAGAGGGAUUCAAGGACCAUAGUUGAAAUCUUCCUUUCACUUUUACAUAUCCAAUAUGACUAAGGGUACCUCUUCGUUUGGUAAACGCCACACCAAGUCUCACACCUUGUGCCGUCGUUGUGGAAACCGUUCUUUCCACAAGCAAAAGAAGACUUGUGCUCAAUGUGGUUACCCCGCUGCCAAGAUUCGAUCCUUCAACUGGUCCGAAAAGGGCAAGAGAAGAAAGACUACCGGUACCGGUCGUAUGCGAUACUUGAAGGUUGUCCACCGUCGUUUCAAGAAUGGUUUCCGUGAAGGUACUCAAGCCAAGGCUGCCACUGCUUAAACGGUCAAACACCAAAAAUCAAGAACGAUAUUAUAUUCUAUUUAGUUUUUUAUACUGUGUUCUUAUUUCAUGUUAUUCUGAAAAACAAAAUAAAACAGUAGUUACAGAAAUCA
Messenger RNA from Halteromyces radiatus, 468 nucleotides. RefSeq names its product 60S ribosomal protein L37. The transcript has 4 exons. Gene Ontology annotation, biological process: translation. The record is from RefSeq and is a predicted model, not a curated record. Gene Ontology annotation, cellular component: ribosome; cytosolic large ribosomal subunit. Gene Ontology annotation, molecular function: structural constituent of ribosome; RNA binding. NCBI's taxonomy places the organism in Eukaryota, Fungi, Mucoromycota, Mucoromycetes, Mucorales, Cunninghamellaceae. The coding region runs from base 86 to 355 and encodes 89 amino acids.